CGAUGACGACAUGCACAUGUGUAAUGUAAGCGCAACGCUUCAAAAGUUGCAAUGGCUAGUUCUUCGCGUAUUGAUAUGCAGCAUGGCUUCAUGAAAUCCAUAAUCAAGAAUCAAGUGGAUAGGGACAACUACGACAAAGAGGUGAAAGCUAAAAUGGAAAGCAAUCCUCCAAGGUUUAGAGGGUCAUCACACAAAGAUCGUCCCAGAAAACCAGAAAAGCAGGUUUAUGUACCACCCCGUUUAAAAAAGGAUAGCAAACAGCACAUGUUUGUGCUGGAAUUUGAAGAUCUGAAUGGACAGAUUCACACAGUUGAUAUCUUCAAAGAGGACAGUGCAGAAUCUGUUGCUAAACAGCUGGGAAAUGAAUGCGGACUUAAACCACCGUACAUCACAGCAUUAAUGCAGAGAAUACAAGAAGAAAUAGACAAGCGUUCAUGACAUUCUUUUGUUUUAUAAAACUGUUGAACAGUGUUGUGAGAUAUGACAGCUCAAGUAACUUAUGUUAAAGCAGCUAUCAGGCUUGUUAAGCUUGCGUUGUUUUCUUUGGUUUUGUGGAAUAUUAGUUGCCAUAUUUGUGUUUCUCAGAUUUGUUUUCUUCUAGUUUCUUUAUUGUUUAGUCCAGUGUAACUGUUUCAUCUUAGGUGAAGAUGACUACCAGCUGGUCAGAAUUUUGUAACAUUGCUAGGACAAGUUUGCUUUCCAGUUCAAAACUUCUGGCAAAACCAUUGAUGAUCAUGAAGCAACAAUGCACUCUUGUGGACUAGAUUGGCUUCAGGAGCAAUCAUUGCUGUUUUAAAAGUAUUAUUUUGUAAUAUUGACCAGCAUGUUCUGUUUUAAAUUCUUAGUUUUUGGCUGGACUAAAGUUUAUGUAUUAGAUUUUUGCAGUUCUGCUUGGUUGUUGGCAGUAGACUGCAUUUAUUAAAUAUCCCAGAAGAGUUCUUUUUUGGAAAAUCAUAAGACCUUUACAUGGAAGAAAUCCAAAAGUCACCUGUGUAAUAUAUGUUGCGGAUAUGCUGAUUUAUCAAACAUGCACAAGUAGACAUAAAGAAAGGGUACAGUGUAAACACAGAAGGCGAAUCUUUGCAAGGUUAUUUGAAUGAUUCACGUUUGUCGAUUUCUUGUCUGAGCAUAAAGGAACAAGUGUUGAUUUACAUAUUCUAAAGUGAAGAGUUGUGUUCUGCAUUUUACUGUGUUAAUUAUAUGGGGGAAAAAAAUGUGCCAAAACUUUAGAACUACAGAAUGUUCAGUAUAUAAUCUUAUUUAAAUGUAAAUAGAUUUGUAGUGUGUUGCUUUGCUGUCUAUUCAUCUUGCCAAAAUUAUUUCUUGCCAUGUGUUGUCUUAGAUUUCUCCAUUGUGUUGUUUACCAAGUAAAGCCGGCAGCCUUACAUUACCUGAAAUUUAUCACCACCUGUGGUGUGCUCAUUUUUAUCACUAGUUUGACAAUUAUGUGGAGAGCAUUCCACAACACAGAUGUGUGUGUAUUGGUGGGAGGGUGCUUGCAUGUGCAUUUCACAUAGAUGGGCAUUGGAAGGGGGCUGGAGGUAUGGGUGUUUUAUGAGGGCUGUAUUAUGGCAAAGUAGCCAGCCCUAUAAACCAGGAAUAUUGAUAGGCUGAGAUUAGGGUUAAGUUUGCUUAACAAGGUUACUUACUCUGUGUGUACAUGCUUGUUUGUAAUUUCAAGUUCAUAACCAGAUUAUUUGUGAGGGUAAGAGUAUUGCUAUUGACUCACGCAGCAGACAUUCAUGUCUUUCAAGACUUCCAGCUGACCUUUUGAAGGGUUUUGUAGAUGCAAAGGUCACAAGUCAACUUUGUAAUGAUGGUCAAGGCUGUAAAACUCGCCUCAGAUUAAGCAUAAGAGUGAUCAUCAGUAAUUAAAAGAUCUUUAUUUGCUUCAUGAAAGUUGAUAGUUGACAGUUAUUGAUUUUUGUUCCACGUUAGCAUGCAAGAAUGAGUUUAUGCAAUACUUGGGAAUAUGGAUAUACUGUGUGGAGGUGUUUAUUGUGAAUUUGAUGCAUAUGGCACACCCUGUAAAUAUUGCGUUUCCUUCUGCUAAAAAGUUUUACACUGCAGUAGGGAAUGUUUGUGGGUGACAUGACAUGACAUCUUUAAUGCCAAUGACUCCUGGUCAUUAUGACAUUGGGAAGAUACAAGCAUAUUUACAAUACAAAACACCAUGCUCGACAAUACAUUUUCAUAUAAAUUUGAACCCAAGUAUAUGGUCAUCAGGCAUAUUCUUUUUCCAAAGGGACAUGACUAAUGCUAUAUACAGGUAUUUCAUGAUACUUCCAUCUAUACCAGUGGUUCUUAACCUUGUUUGAGGUACUGAACCCACAAGUUUCAUAUGCACAUUCACCGAACCCUUCUUUAGUGUUAUCACGAAUUGCGGGUGUGUCUUGACUUCCGUGGCGGAGGCUCCGCCGAACCCCGGUUAAGAACCACUGAUCUAUACAGUAACAUACAUCUAUAAAUAGCUGAAACAUCACCUAUUGAAUAACAUGGUAUGCACAGCUGCCUCUAAAUAUACACAAGAAAGCCACUUAUUCCAAAGGAGGGUUCCUGCAACCUUCAUAUCCAAUAAAUCAAUACCCCAAAUUUUAAUUCACAAACAUAUACAUGUCUACCUAUGCCCUUCUGAUCUUAUAUAAAUUUAGUCAUGUCCUUAAGUUCUAAGGUACAUGAGUAUGUUGAUGUCAGAAAAUAUAUUUAUGGACUUGAAAAUGAGCAAGUAAUGUUAGGGAAAAGUAAAUUUACUAUGUUACAUAACCCAGAAAGCAAUAUUGUGUUUUGUCCCUGAGUUGUUAUAAACUGAAUAAAAUACACAUAAAUAAAUA
This is a messenger RNA of Pomacea canaliculata, 2831 nucleotides long. RefSeq names its product UPF0561 protein C2orf68 homolog. The record is from RefSeq and is a predicted model, not a curated record. NCBI's taxonomy places the organism in Eukaryota, Metazoa, Mollusca, Gastropoda, Architaenioglossa, Ampullariidae. The transcript has 4 exons. The coding region runs from base 52 to 438 and encodes 128 amino acids.